AACCAAGGACCAGAACACCAGACGGAUCCUUGUUGUUCGUUUAACUUUGACGAACUCCAUCAACGGUGUAAUUCAAUCUACUACUUAGCCCCUGGAUCUUCUACGAACUGACCCCACCAACUCUUCAUCAACCUCGGUCGUUUGCCCCCUUCGGGCUCUCACCAAACCCCAUUCCAAGCCCAAUUUUUUGUAUUUCUGCUGUCACCAAUCCGACUUCGGUUUCAAAUUUUUGCAGUUGCCAUUGCCAAAGAGUACUUAACUCUGUCGAACAAAUUUUAUUGAGAGAAAUACCAUAACGAGCAAAUGGCGGCAGCAGCUUCAUAUUCAAUUCAAGCGUCGUCAAGCGUUGGCGCAGCUCAUAUUCAAUUUAAACCUCAAUCAGAUCCACCGAAUUCAGUGUCGAUCCGAUUCUCUUCUCAAUUGCAGCCCGUCUCUAUCGCAUCAUCACAUACAACAAGAGGACUUAUGUUUCAAAAAGUUGGUUGUGUAGUGAGAGCAAUGGUCAAUUCUGAUGUCGACAUCUCACUGAGCCCUAGAGUGAAUUCGGUGAAGCCUUCAAAGACAGUGGCAAUUACCGACCAGGCAGCUGCGCUUGCGCAGGCCGGUGUGCCUGUUAUCCGUUUGGCAGCUGGAGAGCCUGAUUUCGAUACUCCUGCAGCAAUUGCUGAGGCCGGAAUUAAUGCUAUUCGCGAAGGGUACACAAGGUAUACACCGAAUGCUGGAACAUUUGAACUCCGAGCAGCUAUUUGUCAUAAGCUAAAAGAGGAGAAUGGAUUAGUGUACUCCCCGGACCAGAUUUUGGUGAGUAAUGGAGCAAAGCAGAGUAUUCUUCAGGCAGUUCUUGCUGUUUGUUCUCCUGGAGAUGAGGUGAUCAUUCCUGCCCCGUAUUGGGUGAGCUACCCAGAAAUGGCAAGGCUGGCAGAUGCAAACCCCGUCAUUCUUCCCACAAACAUAUCUGAAAAUUUUCUGUUAGAUCCAAAGCUUUUGGAAUCUAAGCUAACUGAAAAGUCAAGGCUGUUGAUUCUUUGCUCUCCUUCCAACCCAACUGGAUCGGUUUACCCGCGUCAAUUGCUUGAACAGAUUGCUGAGAUAGUUGCCAAGCAUCCCAGGCUUUUGGUGCUAUCUGAUGAAAUUUAUGAGCACAUCAUUUAUGCCCCGGCAACUCAUAUAAGUUUUGCUUCAUUGCCAGGCAUGUGGGAUAGGACUCUGACUGUAAAUGGCUUUUCAAAGGCCUUUGCAAUGACUGGUUGGAGGCUCGGAUAUCUUGCUGGUCCAAAACAUUUUGUGGCUGCUUGUGGGAAGAUCCAAAGCCAGUCGACUUCUGGUGCAAGCAGUAUAUCACAAAAAGCUGCCGUGGCUGCCUUGGGAUUGGGCUAUGCAGGUGGAGAAGCAGUUGCCACUAUGGUUAAAGCCUUUCGCGAGAGGAGAGAUUACCUUGUCAAGAGCUUCGGGGAAAUCAAGGGAGUCAAAAUUUCCGAGCCCUGGGGAGCCUUCUAUCUGUUCAUGGAUUUCAGUUCUUUCUAUGGCUCAAAAUUCGAUGGCUUUGGUGUGAUCGACGGCUCAGAAUCCCUGUGUAGAUAUUUGCUCGACAAAGCUCAAGUUGCUUUGGUGCCAGGAGAUGCUUUCGGAGACAACACCUGCAUUCGCAUAUCGUACGCAGAAUCCCUCGGAAUCUUGCAGGAAGCUGCAAGUAGAAUCAAGGCAGCCCUUAGCUCCCUGAAGCCUGCCAUUCAUGGUUAAUGGUCAGGGAAGCUCACCUCACCUCACAUUUGUUGUAACAGUAAGUUCUAUUUUACUAAUUUUUUGAUAAAUUGAAUGAUUUGGUCAGUAUCCGGACAAGAAAAUGUGUUUCCUCCAUUGAAAUAGCUUCAAGUAUUGUAUUUUAUGGUAAAAUUUUCUGUAUGUUUGCAUAGGGUGAAAUGUGAAUGAAUGAUGAUGCUGUGUAGGUGAUGUUGAAUGUUUGCUUUUAUGUCAAUUUUGGGGA
Molecule: messenger RNA, 1984 nt
Organism: Andrographis paniculata
Lineage: Eukaryota; Viridiplantae; Streptophyta; Magnoliopsida; Lamiales; Acanthaceae
Product: bifunctional aspartate aminotransferase and glutamate/aspartate-prephenate aminotransferase
Exons: 10
Coding region: 304-1740 (478 amino acids)
Biological process (GO): biosynthetic process
Molecular function (GO): catalytic activity; pyridoxal phosphate binding
Source: RefSeq, a predicted model, not a curated record